Bombina bombina (fire-bellied toad) is the source of this 1939-nucleotide messenger RNA. It is a transcript of the gene CCER2, whose product is annotated as coiled-coil glutamate rich protein 2. Lineage: Eukaryota; Metazoa; Chordata; Amphibia; Anura; Bombinatoridae. Bases 137 to 1219 code for a protein of 360 amino acids. The record is from RefSeq and is a predicted model, not a curated record. The transcript has 6 exons. Gene Ontology annotation, cellular component: secretory granule.
CGACAGCUGCAGAGACUGGUCCAGCUGUAGUUGUGCUCUUCACAUCCCUGCUCUGGAAGCCAUAGAGCACCCAGAAUAUUCAUAAACCCCCCACGAACGCCGCAGAGGUCCCUGGGCCCCCCCACAUCACCAGGGAAUGAUGGUCUCUGCCACUUGUAUCCUGCUGGCUGCUGUCUGCCUACAAGCUUCAGCAAUGCCAUUGUCCACUCAGCUAUCUGAGGAGGAAGAAAAGGUUACACAGUGUAUCAUGGAAGUAUUGGCAGAUUUUCUCUCCAAACCUGGUCCAGAACGGGUCAGCAGUAUCUGCCUUAGGAUCCUCAAGGAAGAUGAGAGAGUGAUUGCCAUGUUACGACACCAACACUUAAUGCGAGAGCUGGAACACUUGGCUCAUAAUGGAAAGAGCACAGAGGAGGGGGAAAGUACUGAGGAAGAGGAACUGAGGAAGAGGUCGAAGAAAACUUCCACAUCACCAACCAAGAGGGAAAUGGAAAAAAAAAGCGCAAUAGAAAGGGAAACUUCCAAAGAGCACCAAGAUACCAAGAUGUACGAGAAGGUGGAAAAGGUAGAAGUGAAGGAAAAAGACCACGAGAAGUCAGGAGAACAUAAAGGAUUGGAACAUGAGAAGGACCUUCUGGAGGAAGAAGAGGAUGAAGAUGAGAAGAAAAGAAGCGCACCAGCAAAGAGAGGAGAUACUCAGAAGAGGUCUGGGAAGGAGGCUCGGGAUAGUGGUACCACAAAAAGAAAAGACAAGAAAAGAUUUAGUUCAGAGGAGGAUAGCUCAGAAGAAGAUGAAGACAACCAAGAUUAUAAUGGAAACAACCAUGGGUGGUACCAUCAUGGAUGGGAGGAGAGGAAGAAGGCAGCAGAGAGACGGAUGGCUGAAGACCCCAGUGAAGAGGAAACAGCUCAGUUUGAGUCGGAAAACAACGGGAUGAAGUAUUACAAUUCAAAGACCCACAUGAAAGGUUUCCAUGAAGACAGAAAAAGACACCUCUACCAUCCAGAAGACAGUGAACGAGAGAGGGAAAGGCAUCAUCACAGUGAGCAUCCUGAAAGCUACGCACAGCAAGAGGAGGAGGAAGAGGAAGAGGAGAGAGAGAAGGAACUGGAAGAACUGGAAGAGAGAGGACAUCACAAGGCUGAGAUACAGGACCUUGAGAAGAUAGAGGAAGAACUGCUGAGGGCUGGUGAGAAGCUGCGUGAGCUUCACCGAGGCUAAGCCAAGGAAACGUAUACAAACUCUGCACAAAGAUAACCACAUACACCAAAGUGUAAAUGGACACAGACAUGCGCACACAUAUACUUAAAACAGUCUAUAAGCCUUUUCCUUUUUAUAUAUAUAUAUAUAUAUAUAUAUAUAUAUAUAUAUAUAUAUAUAUAUAUAUAUAUAUAUAUAUAUAUAUAUAUAUAUAUAAAAUUUGUUGGUCUUCUUCCAAACCUGGCUAUGUACUGUUACAACAAUACUGAAGACUUUGCUUUGUUAAUAAGGUUAUCAAAUAGCUCUGUACUAUUGAGAAAUACAUACAAGAAAUGGGUUGAUGGUUGUUUUGUAAUCCUCUAUAAAGAUUAACCCAAUUCUAAUUGUUACAUACAAUAUAAAUUGUAGAACAUUUUCUAUCAUUAUACAAAAGUUCAUUUUCCAAAGAUCUAAUAAGUUGGUACUUAGUUAACUGGUCCCUAUAACCAAGGUGACAUUUGAUAACCUGAUUAUUUAAUUGCUUCAUCCAUUCUCUCUAACUCAAUUCUUUAUUUAGGCUGUAUGUAAUUUCUAUAUUUGUUUAAAGAUGAAUAUUCCACUUCACAUGCACCAGGUGUGGGAAUGGUCAAUAUUUAUUUUGAGGAAACCCAAUCUGAUGGUUUUCUUCACAACACACAGCACAUUCUUGUUGAUUUGUUUUCUGCUUUGCUGUGUAAAUAAAAACCAAAUAUUACAAGGUGA